This is a messenger RNA of Opisthocomus hoazin, 1848 nucleotides long. The record is from RefSeq and is a predicted model, not a curated record. Lineage: Eukaryota; Metazoa; Chordata; Aves; Opisthocomiformes; Opisthocomidae.
AUGACAUUCUUCUUCCGCUUGAGACGCUGGAUUGAAGAAGGGGAUGAAAGCGAGAGCUUGCACCCGGCGGGGUACCCGGGCUGCUCCGCGCUGCCGAUGAAGUACGCCUACUACUCACCGGAGGGCUGGGCUGGCCCGUCCGCCGCGGUGCGUGCCGGCGCGCGCCUGCUUCCCAGCGCAGGGCUCUACGGAGCCCACCCCGUGUUUGAGCACACGGCUGCUCAGACACCGGGCAAGGGGCAGCAGGAUGCCUCUUCGGAGAGACCCACUGCCCUGUACCAGCUGCAGGAGGAGGAGGACACCGGCACGGACCCCGAGGCUCACCUGGUGUCCCCUACCUUGGACAUAUCAAUAGAGACUCUCAACCAGCUGAUCCUAGAAAUCGACCCAACCUUCCAGCCACUGACAUGCAAGCCGGUGAAGGAUGCGGUCCAGGGUGCUGCUCGGGGUGAUGCUGCUGCCACCAAGAAACAAGAUCCAGAGGCAAUAGACAUCAAAUACAUCGAGAUGACGCCAGGCAGAGCCGCGUGUCCCGAGCUGUGGCAGGGCUCCCCCAGCCCUUCGGGCACCCCGUUCUCGAGGUCCCCCCAGGGCGACGGCUCCCUGCCCCAGAAAGGGGGACUCAGAGCCAACUUCAGCACCAGUGGCAGCGUGGUUUUCUCGAGCCCCCCUGGACCGGCGAGCCCCGGCUGCAGCCCCGGCUCGAGGGUCGGUGGCCUGAACAACGCGCUGUCGGCACCAGUGCUCUCCUGCCUCUCGGACAGUCCCCUCAGGGCUGGGCAGCCGACCAUGAAGUUUGUGAUGGAUACAUCAAAAUACUGGUUCAAGCCCAGCAUAACCAGGGACCAAGCGAUCCAGCUGCUGAGGGACAAGGAGCCAGGCACGUUCCUUGUGCGGGACAGCACGUCGUACCGGGGGUCUUUUGGGCUGGCGAUGAAGGUUCCCGUCUCUCCGUCCAGCAGCCAGACAGGCGAGGAGAGCAGUGACCUCGUCCGGCACUUCCUCAUCGAGUCCUCUGCCAAGGGGGUGCGCCUGAAAGGAGCCAGCGAGGAGCUCUAUUUCGGGAGCCUCUCUGCCUUCGUGUAUCAGCACGCCAUCACCCCGCUGGCGCUGCCCUGCAAGCUGAGCAUCCCCACCCGAGAUCUCAGUGAUGGAGAGGACAGCCCUGACUGCGCUCCGGAGUCCACACCUUCCCUGCUGAAGAAAACUGCUGCCACAGAAGAAGCUGAAAAGCCGGCGCUGUCCUUGGACCUGUGCAGAGCAGCAGGUCACCCCAGCGCGUCAGGCAUCAAACGUCUGGAGUUUCCAGAAGGAUGGGGCAGUUGGGGGCUGGUGAAAUUGCUGAGGGACCUGAUGGACACAUGGAAAGGGCACAGCAGGACAGGGAAGGGUCUUCGCUUCUCCUCUGUGCCCGAGUGCCGCCAGCCUGGGUGCAGCGAUGGGUGGGCUCCAGUCUGCAACGUCCUGUACCUCAACUCGGUGAGCACGGAGACGCUGACGGGAGCCCCGGCCAUCCAGAAAGCCAUCUCCUCCACCUUCGAGCUGGAGACGCUGCCCACGCCCACCCUGGUGCACUUCAGAGUGACGGAGCAGGGGGUCACGCUGACGGACGUCCAGAGGAGGGUGUUCUUCAGGCGACACUCCCCCUUGGCUGCCGUCAGGUUUUGUGGGAUGGACCCUGAGAACAGAAAGUGGCAGAAGUACUGCAAGUCCUCCAGGAUCUUUGGGUUCGUGGCCAAAAGCCAGACCGAUUCGGAGAACCUCUGUCACCUGUUUGCAGAGUACGACAAUGUGCAGCCAGCGUCGCUUGUCAUUGACCUUCUCUGCAAGCUCCUGCCCAGCCCGUAG